This is a messenger RNA of Solanum dulcamara, 1223 nucleotides long. Its product is annotated as protein MIZU-KUSSEI 1. Gene Ontology annotation, biological process: hydrotropism. The transcript has a single exon. The record is from RefSeq and is a predicted model, not a curated record. Bases 244 to 1017 code for a protein of 257 amino acids. NCBI's taxonomy places the organism in Eukaryota, Viridiplantae, Streptophyta, Magnoliopsida, Solanales, Solanaceae.
UUUAAAUUAAUCAAGCUAAUUAGUUUCGAAAAUAACGGCUACAUCUGUUCCCGGUCUUUCCAUUUUCCCUCUCUCUGUUUUUUUUGUCAUAACUAUUUCUUAAUACAGUAUAAAUAUACUGCUCUACACUGCAAUACCCAUUCAAAAAAAAAUAAAAAAAUCCAAUUUCUUCUUCAUCUUCUCCUUCUCUGCAAUUCUUGAAAACCCCUUUCUGCAAUUCUCAAUCCAAAAAAAAUAAAAAAAAUGCCGAAAAUCGACGCCCUCCGUCGAUUUCUCCUCCCCUGUUUCAACUCAACACCCACAUCCCCAGCACCGCCAGUGCCGCUCACAAUCUCCACCAAAAAACGCCUGAGCACCUCCCUACGCGACGAUCUCGACGACCCAAAACAAGAUAAGAAAACAGAAGAAGAUCAAGAAGAUUCAUACCCAACAACCCCAAUCAGCACUACAAACAGCACCACCACCGCCGCCUCCGCCUCCGCCGCCGCCGCUUUACUCUCUGCUCCGCCGCGUUCUUCCAAAACAAUGGUAAUCGGAACAAUCUUCGGCCAACGCCGCGGUGGACAUGUAUGGUUCUGCGUACAACACGAUCGUCUCAACACGAAACCUUCACUUCUUCUAGAACUUUCCAUUCCUACAACAACCCUUAUUCAAGAAAUGCGAUGUGGAUUAGUCCGAAUUGCCCUUGAAUCAUCGGAUUCGGAGCUUAAUCGUUGCCCGCUCCAUUCAAUUCCAAUGUGGACUCUGUUCUGUAAUGGGCGUAAAAUCGGGUUUGCGGUUCGGAGACGGGCGACCCAGCAGACCCGAAUUAUGUUGAAGACGAUGCAGUCAAUGACAGUCGGGGCGGGUGUAAUCCCGUCGGGUUUGGUUUCAGGUACCGAAUCUGAAGAAGUGUUGUAUAUGAGAGCUAACUAUGAGUGUAUUAUUGGUGGUGCGGAUUCGGAGUCUUUUCAUUUGAUUAACCCGGAUGAGGGUCCGGGUCAAGAAUUCAGUAUCUUUUUACUUCGAUCCAACUGAGGGCGUAGCGUAAAUUGCAUACGACUGACUUUGCGGAAUCAAAUGAAAUUUCCAAGAAAUUAGAAAAUUUUUGAGUUUUCUGAAUUUCUUGAUAUUAUUUUUUGUUUUUGGUCAAAAGAGGUUCAAGUUCCAAUCUUUGAUGAUUUUUUUUCAACAGCUUUUUGUAAAGAAAGCUAAUUUUUUAAUUAUUCCUCUUUAGCUUCUUU